AUGCGGUGCUGGUCCUGCCUCAGAUUGUUUGGCCUUUGUGCAACAGUGCGGCUGUUGGAUUUCUGCCAACGCAACGGCCAAUGCGCAGAUGGCAACCAUCGCAGAACUCGAAGUCGUCGGGGGGCUGGAGCUCGGAUCUUGACGCUCCAGCACACAGACUUCCACACCGCUCCACCGUGCAGCAUAGAGGUCUUCGAGACUGUUGUGGGAACCGUUCGAGACCAAGAUGGUCGUAUCCGGCUUGGCGCUCCCCCGGCAUUUCGCCUGCCUUCGCAUGGAGUGUUGUUAGAGAAGGAGGAGAAACGCACCUCCUUCCAUGCCACGAACUUCAAGGAGAAGGUGUGGCAGAUGGUGCAUCAGGGAGGGCCAACUGCCCGGAAAGCAGUUGCUGCAGCCCAAUUUGUAAUGCCCAGAAAGAUACUGAUACAACUUCUCAGAUGGGUAGUGCUAGAUCGAGACUUUGCAGAAAGGAACUGGUAUGACACCAUGAAGCGCAUCGUUUGCAUGCCCACCGUGUUAGAGUGGAUUUCACCGGAAAGGGUUGGUUACGAGACCUGCUUGGCGGCCUUUGCUGUUCGGGCUCGGACUGAGAAGUGGAAACGCUGGGCGGAUUACAGCCAAGCCUUCGAGCGUCUCGCUGCGCCGGGCAAGAUUGGUGAUAACCACGAAAUAGUCAAAUUUGUCCUUGGAGACUUAGAUGUGGCAAUCUACACGGAAGUGGACUCUAGAAGUGAUUCAGGUGAAGCGGUAGAGCUGAAAACGGUCAGCCCUCGAAAGAAAGAGGCGUUUCGGACAUCGCGGGCUUUGAACACGUAUUUCGACCUAUUGUUUUCAAACUGUCAACGUUUGUGUUUGGGUGUCGUUGACAAAGGCAGGCUGACUGAAGUGACGGAGAUGAGUAUCUCCGAUUUACACAACUUGCUGACAGAAGCUGGAGAUGAUCCCAACAUCAUCUUAGGGAGGCUGGCCGCGGCAAUGAAGGUCAUCUACCAGUCUUGCACGACAAAGCGAGCACAAGAGCAGAUGGCUGGACCUUACGAGCUUCGUUACCAGGAUGAUGUUUUGAGUCUGUGGGAGCUGGAGGUAGCUUGA
This is a messenger RNA of Symbiodinium sp. CCMP2592, 1092 nucleotides long. NCBI's taxonomy places the organism in Eukaryota, Dinophyceae, Suessiales, Symbiodiniaceae. The record is from the annotation of a GenBank genome assembly.